GCUCCUUUAAGUACGUGUUGUGUGAUAAGUACUCUGUAAAACUCCUCCUAUUAAGGAAGUGCGGAGUCUGAGAUGACUGCAGUCCUUCGUAAACAGCCUGCAGUCUUCUGCUCUGUGAAACUCUGAGCAUUCGGACUGGAGAGAACAACAACUGCAGUAAAAUAAAAUGGCUUCUAAGUUCCCAGAGGAGGAUUUCUCCUGUUCUGUGUGCUGUGACAUCUUCAAGGACCCUGUUUUAAUGAGCUGCAGUCACAGUGUGUGUAAAGUGUGUUUGCAGCAGUUCUGGGAGACCAAAGGAUCCAGAGAAUGUCCUGUUUGUAGGAGGAAGUCAUCUAUGAGUGAUCCUCCCAUAAGUCUGGCCUUAAAGAACCUGUGUGAGACUUUUUUACAGGAGAGAAGUCAGAGAUCUUCAUCAGGGUCUGAAACAAUCUGCAGUCUGCACAGUGAGAAACUCAAACUCUUCUGUCUGGAUGAUCAACAGCCGGUGUGUUUGGUGUGUCGGGAUUCAAGAAAACACACCAACCACAAAUUCUGCCCCAUUGACGAGGCAGCAACAGACUUUAAGGAGAAGCUCAAAACUGCACUGAAGCCCCUACAGGAAAAACUGAAGAUCCUUAAAGACUGUAAACUGAACUGGAAUCAGACUGCAGAACAUAUAAAGAUUCAGGCCCAACACACAGAGCAUCAGAUUAAGGAGCAGUUUGAGAAACUUCACCAGUUUCUACAAGAUGAAGAGGCAGUCAGGAUUGCUGCACUGAGAGAGGAAGAGGAGCAGAAGAGUCAGAUGAUGAAGGAGAAGAUUGAGAAGCUGAGCAGAGACAUAUCAUCUCUUUCAGACACAAUCAGAGACAUAGAAGAGGAAAUGAGCACUGAAGACGUUUUGUUCUUACAAAACCACAAGGCCACAGUGAAAAGAGCCCAGUGCACACUGCAGCAUCCAGAGGAGCUUUCAGGAGCACUGAUCCAUGUGGCAAAACAUCUGGCCAACCUGAAGUUCAGAGUCUGGGAGAAGAUGCAGGACACUGUCCAAUACACACCUGUAACUCUGGACCCCAACACUGUUCAUCCUAAACUCAUUGUAUCUGAUGAUCUGACCAGUGUGAGAUUCAGUGAUGAGAGACAGAAACUUCCUGAUAAUCCAGAGAGAUUUGAUAACUGUUUGUCUAUCCUGGGCUCUGAGGGCUUUAACUCAGGGACACACUGCUGGGAUGUUGAAGUCGGAGACUGUACAGUCUGGUAUGUGGGUGUGAUGACAGAAUCUGCUCAGAGGAAGGAGAAUAUAUUCUCCAGAAGUGGAAUCUGGUGUGUGGGGUAUUAUGGUGGUGAAUACGGAGGACGUACUACACCACAGACAUUCACUCUCCUCUCAGUAGAACAGAAACUACAGAGGAUCAGAGUGAAACUGGACUGGGACAGAGGAAAGCUGUCAUUCUCCGACCCUCUCACUAACACACACAUACACACUUUCACACACACAUUUACUGAUAAAUUACUGCCAUAUAUAAGCGUUAUUGGUUCUAUAAAGAUCCUCCCAGUUCAGUGCUCUGUAAGUGUGAAUCAGAUCAGUUAGAGCUCAUUUUGAUUUAUUCCAGGCUGUUAAUCAAAUAUCACUAAUAAAAAGUGUGUUUUUCACAGAAACACUGAACAAUUCAUUGUGAAAAGUUUAUUGAGUUGCUGUGAUGUUAUUUUGGCUGACCUUGUCAAUUAUUCAAAAUAAGUGAAAACUGUAAAUAUUGAUAGAAUCUUUUUCUUCUCAAUGAUAACAUAUUAAUGAUAAUGCGGCGUAUUCUGGUGAAAUACCUAUAUGAUGCUAAAAGAGGCUUGUUGCUGACACUUUUAUGUCAGUGCUAUAUUAUGGUGAUGUAAUGUAACAUAUAUAUAUAUAUAUAUAUAUUGUUCUUGUACUGCCUUGUUCAUGCACAGAUUAAAACACCCAUAGAAUCAAUUAUAAAUCUAUCCUGGGUCUGUUUCUUUCAUGUCUUCCGACCUACAUCUGUAGAAAACAUGCAGGUAGCUUUAGCCUUCGGUUUUAGGAAUUCUUUUUAUCCUCUCUUCCAUUCGUGUGCACUGAACUUGGAAAAAGGCAUUUAAACUUGCUGCUCCCGCUAAUUUGUGUAAUUUGCAAAAUAUGCUAAAACUUAAGGAGUUGAUCUGAUUGGAUACUUUUUAAGUGAUUCUAAAUAGCUUGGUGACAGAAGUAUUUGGCUGUUAAUGUUUUACCUGAUUCAGUUCUGCACAGAUAUUGCUCCACAUUCUAUUAUUUAUUUAAUUAUUAUGUAAUUUGAUUAAAUUUGUAUGUUGAUUAUGUGCUUGUUUAUAUGUAUGGCUGCUAUUUGUUAAACUUGUACAAACUGCGAUGCUGCCUAUCCUGGACAAAAUGUAUAGUUUUUUUAACAUUGUGUAUUGUAGUCAAAUAAUGAAAUUAAAUUAUGAA
Tachysurus vachellii is the source of this 2434-nucleotide messenger RNA. Its product is annotated as zinc-binding protein A33-like. Gene Ontology annotation, molecular function: protein binding; zinc ion binding. Lineage: Eukaryota; Metazoa; Chordata; Actinopteri; Siluriformes; Bagridae. The transcript has 7 exons. The record is from RefSeq and is a predicted model, not a curated record. Bases 167 to 1570 code for a protein of 467 amino acids.